AAACUCAUUCAGCCAUUUAAUACCCAGUUUAAUGGCUUUUUCGUUAUAUCCCUUACUAAUAAAUUCACCUCGUUUACACAUAAUACCGCAAACACACAUUUUGAUUGGCUUAGAGACCAAUUUGUGACAUUCCAAUGAGUACUCGCGGUACCCAGAAAAGGUUGUGCAUCAGAACAUGCAGUGUUAGUUAUUCUCGCUGAAUGUGGUAGGCCAAGCUUCUUCGAGCAGAAGUGUGAAAAAUAUUUGAGUCAAAAAGACGAAAAGGGAAGUAAUGGCAAUGAAAUUUCAAGUUUUGCUCUGCGCAUUUGCGUUACUCCAGCUGUCUGUCGGUAAGUAAAAAUUGUAUCAAUUUCUACUGAAAUAAUUAAGUUUUAUGUUAACAUUUUCCUCAACAAGUGGCGUGCGAAGGCAUUCAAUAAGUCGACAUACGUGUGCAAUAACAGUUCCCUCCCUUUUUGGCGCAUUUCUGCCAGUUCUAUCGCCACUACAGCACUUCUCUCCUUUUACCAAGAGAAGUCUGAGAAGAUUUCCCCUUCCGGUUUGCUAUAAUCUGGAAGUCCAAAAAUCUGAGGGCCGCGGUGGCGACGAUCUUGUAUACAUAGCCAUCGUUUGCUCUGGGUAUACGAGAUUGCGGUGGAGAGAGGUCAGUACCAGUGGGCUAAACAGAUCACGCCAAAAACCCAAAGUGCCUGUUUAACCAGAGUCGCACGUCGGGUCUUUAAAAUUGAAGCCAUUUGGGUGUGGGUAUAGGCAGUAGACUAGGCGAACUUUUGAAGUCAAAGCGAGGGAACUGCGAUUAAAUUGUCUAACCUUUAUAUCCCUUUAACUGGUAUUUAUAACUUAUAUCCACAUGUGCAUAUUUAUUUUACAUGUCGUUUCUUCCCUCUAGGGGCGCAAAAUCUGAAUGAGGUGGAACAGAGUCCUGAACGAGAGAAGAAGAAUGUCCAGGAUGGCUGUAAGUGAAAUAUUUCAUUUUAUGCACCAUGGUGGCUGUGCUGUCUUCAUUAAGUACCAUUAAAGGUUUGCGCAUGCACUGUGUCGGGUACGGUGAUCCGUGAUCGUCUCCCGCGCGCGACUAGAACAGCACGCCACUUGAACAACACGACUAGAAAACCAUGCAACACGACUUGCAAGCAGUUAUUUGACUGGAGAUACUCCGUGUAACAUCAGGAAAAAAUUAAACCCCUAACUUCAACACGAGUUCCACCACAACCACCAGACGUUCUAUCGUUCAGGUUAAGAGAGUGUUCAAUGGUACGUUAGUAUUCAUGUUUACUUUUGAUCGGGUUUCCUAUUUUCAUCGCAGCUUGCCAGUGGGGAGUCAAGGUCUGGUACAAGCCUGGAAUAUCGGUGCGAUGUAAUUGUAUGAAAUGGUAAAUAUCUCAAAGUUUCCGCAUGUCCAUUCUAUAUCUGAGACGCAGGUUCCGCCUUCAUUCCGCUUCAUUUGUAUUUAAAAUGACUGCAUUCCGACAAGCCGUAGGCGUAGGUAGUCUAAUACGAUGACAGAGUACUUUUUCAAGGCAAAGAAUUGGAAAUCAUAUAGAAAAUAAUAUUGCAUUGAAAUUUCAAUAUAUCUUUUGUUUUUGUCAAGACUGUAAGAAGUAUAUAUAUAAUGUAUAUUUCAAUAACCGAGUUUCUCAGAUCAUUCCAUACUAAUAGUCACAUUGAGAACCAUCGUGUGUACUGUACCAUUAUUCAUUUGCCCAUUGUACCUUGCUUAAAUAACGAUCAGGAUUUCAUUCUUACCCCUGAGGGUUAAAUGCAAAGAUGAAUGGGAACUAUUUUAUUUUAAUUUCUGCUUUGUUAAAUUUAGUUCUCGCUUAGAGAUUAUCAUCUUUUCUUGUGCCUGUUGCACACAUGCAUGUGAUACAGUGAGAUGCUUUUGCUGAACUAGCAAAGCUGCCAUAUGUGUAUAUUUAUACUCAAGACCAAUCGGCCAGAAGAGUCAACUUAAAUUAAUGCUAUGUUAUAUUUGUGUAGUACUUGCGCCGAAGGAAAAUGGAAUUGUGAAUAUGCGUUUGAAUAUUGUCCACACUUUUGUAAGUAAUUGACACUUUAGAGGCACCUUGGAGUAGGGUUAAUGGAGAGGGUUCUAAGUACAUUUCUAGUUCUGUGCUUCCAGUCUAAUUGGUACAUGCAUGUGUUUAUUAGUUAAUUGUGUGUUUUAUACUAUAUGUUUAAGUAAGAGUUAUAUACUUUUAUAUCGUGCCAUUUUUUAAACCUACAGAAGAUUGAGUUGCACUCGAAAUGUUGUAAUUUAAUAAAAUAAUUAUUUGCUGAGCCUGUGCCUCGGUCUGAUUUACUGACACGCUUUAUUAAUUAUGAAAUCAUUGCAUUAUUUGUGAUAAGCACUUUAGUGAAGAGCAAGCUUAAAAACGACGGUCUAGUUAUCGUAUUUUAAACUUUCUGUAGCUUGUGGUGGCGAACAGUACUCUCCAAAUACCGAAGUCUGCUGCUGUGGCAAAGUGUAUACAAAGAAAAGCAACUACUCCUGUUGUGGCUAUUCCUACUACAACCGUCAAACCUCCAAAUGCUGCAACUACUACACAGUUUUACCGAAGGCUGCUAACUGCCCAAGAUACCAAAUCUAAGUUUGCCUCGACUAUCUUCAUGGAUGGAAUGAUCUCAGUUUGGGACCACAAGGGAACAUUAAAAAAACUCUUUUGAGUUAUCAAUAGUUCAACACUGCACUUAUUUAAUUCCAGCAAAAUAUCAAACUGAAUGUCUAUUGUAUUAAUUUGAUUUAAAUAAAUCUGUGAAAC
This is a messenger RNA of Paramuricea clavata, 2762 nucleotides long. The record is from the annotation of a GenBank genome assembly. NCBI's taxonomy places the organism in Eukaryota, Metazoa, Cnidaria, Anthozoa, Malacalcyonacea, Plexauridae.